Olea europaea var. sylvestris is the source of this 1041-nucleotide messenger RNA. RefSeq lists its product as uncharacterized. Bases 24 to 497 code for a protein of 157 amino acids. The record is from RefSeq and is a predicted model, not a curated record. The transcript has 3 exons. NCBI's taxonomy places the organism in Eukaryota, Viridiplantae, Streptophyta, Magnoliopsida, Lamiales, Oleaceae.
AAAUGAGAAAAAAAAAAUAGUAAAUGAAACAUUUGUACAUUUCAACUACCCACAUUGUAGUUAACAACAUCUAUCUACCCACAUUCAAACUACUAUCCAAACCUACCUAUCCACAUUUACUAACCAACAUUCAAAAUACUACCUACCCACAUUUAACUACCCAUAUUCAACUAUUUAACCAUCCUUUCACUACCAUUUCACACGUCUCAAAAACAUUUUCUUUCAAUUUUCAAAGUUCUCAAAAGGAAACUAAGUUCAACCACCAGGAAGAAAGCUUGAUGAAUUUCUCAUGUAUCCAUGGGGACGUAAGGCAUAUUUUGUUCUAUUACAUUCAUUACAAGAAUCACAGCUUGAAAGAAUACGAAGAAUGCAACAAAAUAACCAAGCAGAAUGUAAAUAUUCAUUGCAUGGUUAUCCACUUGUAUUCCAGUAUUGGAUAUACGAAACUUUUCCUAAAAUUGGACGACAAUUUGGUCACCGUAUCCGUACAAGUUUAAAAUGUCCACGAAUGCAUAAAUGGCAGCCUCAAAUGGUAUUAGCGGUAAAUGUUAUUAAAGAAUUUUUAGCUACUGAAGAGGUAUGUUCAUUUUAGUAUACAAUUAAAUAUAUGUUUUAUUCUUUAUAAAUAAAUUUUAGAGAAUACGUCUGAUAUUUUAUUACAAUAUUACAAUAAUAGAUUACAGUAAUUGCAACGUUAAAUCCUACUGAAGCAGAAUUGGAAACAUUCUGGUAUACAACUCUUUCAUUGCCAAUUGACAACCAACAUUGUACACUAGACAACAUUGUCAAUGGUGAAUUGGAAAAUACAACAGAACAAAUUUGAGCAUAUAACAUACAUCCACAAGAAACAACUGUACACAGUUCAAAUAGAAUUGAAUCUACUUCUUCCGGUACUUCAGACUAUGUAACUAAACAAGAUAUGGAACAGAUGUUCAAUGUACACAGACAAGAUGUCUUUGAUUUCUACGACAGUUUGAAAACACAGAUGAUUCAAGAAGCAACAAAGCAAGAAGCUCAGUAUCAUACGAUUCUUGAAAAUCA